Molecule: messenger RNA, 3423 nt
Organism: Triplophysa dalaica
Lineage: Eukaryota; Metazoa; Chordata; Actinopteri; Cypriniformes; Nemacheilidae
Gene: cmasa
Product: cytidine monophosphate N-acetylneuraminic acid synthetase a
Exons: 8
Coding region: 566-1891 (441 amino acids)
Molecular function (GO): N-acylneuraminate cytidylyltransferase activity
Source: RefSeq, a predicted model, not a curated record
GUAUAAACACGUAAUACUUACGCGACUGCAACGUCACAGGUCACAUUGGUCACAUGACAAAAAAUGGCGUAAUGUGUAUAAUUUUCAUACUAAGCCUUCAACUAGUCAAUAGAACAUACUGUUUAAAGCUCGAAAGGUAGAAAGCUCAACUAAUUUAGUAGCCAUUUCAGAUUUAGCAUGUGUUUAUACAUCUGUGUUUGAUAGUUAUUUUCUUCUUUGAAAGUAUAAAUGCGUGUAAAGAUUAAACGAAUGUGAUAAACGGUAGUGUUUUAUUGUAACAGUAUGAAAUGAUUGUUAAAAGAACAGGACGAGCAGUUGUAUUUCCCUUAUUAUAAAUACAAUAUCGUCAUCGGACACAUGUCUAAACGGAAUGCAUGACGCGCUGACCACAGGUGACUUAGCUAACGUCAAGUUACCUGCCCUGAAGCAUUGGCACGACUUCCGUAAACGUAUUCGGUUUACUGCUGAACAGGUGUGUGUAGACUCAUGACGUUACGAACAUUUGUGUGACAUCUAUUUUAUACGCUCUUUAGUUUUUGCACAUAGCCGUAGAUCUGUCACAGACAUGGCGAAAGGAUCAAAAAAAGGUAAACGACGGGGAUCUGAGCUCAGUCAAGAAACGACUAGAAACAACUCAUGUGCGGUGUCCGAGGUCAGUAACAGUAAUUCCUGCGAAGAAUUCAAGAAAAAACCUAUAGCUGCUCUUAUCCUUGCCCGUGGAGGAAGUAAAGGGAUCCCUUUGAAGAAUAUUAAGAAGUUGGCAGGGGUUCCUCUGAUCGGAUGGGUUAUCAGAGCUGCGAGGGACGCUGAAGUCUUUGACAGUGUUUGGGUAUCUACUGAUCAUGAUGAGAUUGUAAAAGUGGCAGAAGAAUGGGGUGCUAAGGUGCACAAGAGGAGCCCGGAGGUGUCCAAAGACAGCUCCAGCUCACUGGAAACCAUUCAGGAGUUCACCAGAGAACACCCAGAGUUUGAAGUCGUAUGUAACAUCCAGGCCACUUCUCCAUGCCUGCACCCCAAACAUAUAAAAGAGGCCCUGGAGCUUAUGACCGAAAAAGGGUUUGAAUCUGUCUUCUCUGUGGUCCGACGACACCACUUUCGUUGGGAAGAGGUCAAGAACAAAGGGAAGCCUUGUACUAAACCUCUGAACCUCAACCCAGCUAAAAGACCACGUCGUCAGGACUGGGAUGGAGAAUUGUGUGAAAAUGGCUCCUUUUAUUUUGCAACCAGAGAUCUCAUCAAUAAGAAUCUUCUUCAGGGUGGAAAGACGGUGUACUAUGAGAUGAAGCCUGAGAACAGUGUGGAUAUUGAUGUAGACAUAGACUGGCCUGUAGCUGAACAGAGAGUGCUGAGGUAUGGUUACUUUGGUAAGGACAAGCCAGAGGUUGUGAAACUCCUGGUGUGUAACAUAAUGGGAUGUCUGACAGACGGUACGAUCAGCCUGUCUGCAAAUGGAGAUGAUAAGGUGUCCUACCACUACAGAGAUCAGGAUGGCAUCAACAUGCUGAAGACAGAUGGAGUGGAGGUUAUUCUGAUGUCCUCAAAAGGGUAUCCCAUCCAAGCAGCUUUGGCUGACAAACUCAAUGUGAGACUGGGCUGUGUAGUCAAGCAGGAAGUAGAUGAUAAAAAAAUGGAGGUAGAAAAGCUCCUGAAGGAGAGAGCGCUGGAGUGGAAAGAUGUGGCUUAUAUAGGUAAUGAUGAGGCAGAUGUUCAGUGCCUGGAGCUGGCAGGGUUAAGCGCUGUACCUAAGGAUGGCCUGGAGAAGGCACGCAUUGCAGCAAAAUACACUUGCCAUAACGCAGCAGGCCACGGUGCCGUAAUGGAGUUUGCCGAACACAUCUUGCUAUUAAAGAAAAAAGCCAAAUCUCAAAUGGAGCAGGACAGAAUAAAUUGAAACAAUUCUUUUGUGAUAAAAAGUCUUGGGUGGAACACUGAAGAUAAACAUUCUGUUUUAUGUUCCGGGAAAAUCCACGAUAAAACUUAAAAUAAAUAGAAGUGAAUGUAUAAUUACUUGAUCAAGAAUUUGAAGGAAAUGAAUAUUCAAAAGAAUAUAUUUGAUUAUACGGUGUAUUUGAAGGGUCUUGUAGUUUAUAUUAGUUGUUAGUGUGUGUGCACGCUCGCAUUUUCUUCAGAUGGACAAUAUUUAAAUGAAAUGUAGCAUGUUGUACUCCACACUAUACACUAGAGGGCAGCAAAGUAUAAGCUAACAUGUAGUUUACGCCUCUAUUGUUUUGAAACUCGGAAGGACAAAAUAUACAACACUAAGAAGAGUACCUAUCGAGAAUUGUAUGGGUGCUAUAGAAAAUGUACACAUCGCAUGUCUUAAAAUGUAAUUUUCUGAAAUUUAAUGUAAAAUGCUUGGAAACCAUACACUAAAAAAGUGAAACAGAAAAUCAUUAUUAGUAUUUAAUAACAUGACUAUUAUCCGAACAGUCAAAUCAGUUACAUUACAUGUAAGAUAAAGGCUGGGAUGGGAAAAAAAUCAUUGUUGGUUUAUUGCCCACCUUCCCAACCUCAUAAUGAUACUUUGUAGAUAAUCACUAUGGUAACCCAAAAUUUGCAUACUAAAACUGGCUUAUACUCCCAAUGUUGUCAAGUCUUAGACGGUCUCCUCACCCUCAUGAAUUUCUAUAUUGUAUUGUGGGAAUAUAUGACCUUUAGUUUUCGGUGCAACGUCUGAUCACCAAGGUCGUGGAUAGAGGGCAUAAUGAGGGUGAGAUUUCCAUUCACUAGCUACAAUUACUACUCAAUAAGUCUGUUCAUUUGGGGUUCCUCUUAAUCUAUGCAUCCUAUGAGAGAUGGUGAACUCAAUUAACUCUCUUGUCAUCCUCUGGCACAUCAUUGCACGGUUGUCGCUUUGUGUGCACAGUUCAAACCAUCGGAAUACAUUUAGGCCAAUGAAAAUCACCAAAGUCAAGUUGAAGAAGAUUAAAGAUACACAUUUUUUGUCUUAAAAUUUACUAAAUGUGAAAUAGUUUUCAAACUAUGAGGAGUAUAUGAGUUCUUUACGAAAGAAAAAAACAUGACCUUGGUGUCACACACAUUUAAUUUAAUUGUUUACACAUCUCAUAUAUUUUAAACGAAUAACUUUUUAAUAAAUAACUUUAUUAGCUGCUGUUGCCCAAAUCUUGAAUCCAUGACACGCACAUUUAGAAUGUCAUUUUAAAAAUGACCAUGUUUAAAGCCAUGGGACAGCUUAAUUAAACCAGCAUGACAUUUUUACUCGAGUCAGGCAAUAAGUUGCAGGAUCGAUACAUGCAGAGAUGCCCCGUCUCUCUCAGUUUUCUACUGGAGCCUAAUUAAAUUGGGUCAAUAGAAAGUGAUGAAAGUUGUCGUGUGGGGCACAGGUGUGUGGCGGCAGCCAUCAACCCUGCCAGUUGUUGCUAGUACCGAUCAUCUCAUUAAAAAAAGAUCAUACUUUCUGCA